This is a messenger RNA of Indicator indicator, 663 nucleotides long. RefSeq names its product mitogen-activated protein kinase 4 (gene MAPK4). The record is from RefSeq and is a predicted model, not a curated record. Lineage: Eukaryota; Metazoa; Chordata; Aves; Piciformes; Indicatoridae. Gene Ontology annotation, cellular component: nucleus; cytoplasm. Gene Ontology annotation, biological process: intracellular signal transduction; protein phosphorylation; cell surface receptor signaling pathway. Bases 1 to 663 code for a protein of 220 amino acids. The transcript is spliced from 3 exons. Gene Ontology annotation, molecular function: MAP kinase activity; ATP binding.
AUGGCCGAGAAGUGCGACUGCCUGGCCAGCCUGUACGGCUACGACCUGGGCUGCCGCUUCGUCAACUUCCGCCCCUUGGGCUUCGGGGUCAACGGGCUGGUGCUGUCGGCCCUGGACAGCCAGAGCUGCCGCAAGGUGGCGGUGAAGAAGCUGACGCUGGGGGACGCGCGCAGCCUGAAGCACGCCUUCCGUGAGGUCAAGAUCGUCCGCCGCCUGGACCACGAGAACAUCGUCAAGGUCUACGAGGUGCUGGGCCCCAAGGGCGCCAGCCUGCCCGGGGACUGCUUCAAGUUCAACGUGGUGUACAUCGUCCAGGAGUACAUGGAGACCGACCUGGCCCGGCUGCUGGAGCAGGGCAAGCUGGCGGAGGAGCACGCCAAGCUCUUCAUGUACCAGCUGCUGCGGGGCUUGAAGUACAUCCACUCGGCCAACGUCCUCCACCGCGACCUCAAGCCGGCCAACAUCUUCAUCAGCACCGAGGACCUGGUGCUGAAGAUCGGGGACUUUGGGCUGGCCAGGAUCGUGGACCAGCAUUACUCACACAAGCUCUUUUUCUUCCAAAAACCCAUUUCAUUUCUGUAUUUCACCCCAUUGCUGACCAUCAUUGAGCAGAACAGGGGUUCUUACACUCCAAAUGAAACUCAGACAAGGCUAGACCAGUAA